CCGCCUCUGCGCCAUACAUCUGCCCCUGUGCUCUUUCCUGCCUGCCGCCUGGCCGUCGAUCGUCUGCCCCCAUGCACCGGCCUCUCGGCGAUUCGCCACCAUCACUCUUCCCUCCGGAUGAUCUCCCGCCUCUUCCACCGGUCAGCCUCGGGGCACCGGUACUUCUGGUCGGGCAGCCAGCUCCCACUCUCUCCUCGCCGACCAUGACCCCGGUCCUUUUGGAUGAGGAGCCUGAGCAAGACGAGCCGAUGGCCUCGCUGUCCGUGGUGCCGGAGCCCGAGCCGGCCCCCGGGGCGGCCUCCAUGCCGGAGCUGGAGCCGGGGUCCGAGGCGACACCCACGCCGGGGCCCGACCAUGCUGAGUCCUUUACCCCCUCAUCCGAGCCAAAUGGCACAUGGGAGUCUCCGGAGCUGGGACCCUCGCCGGUCGCGUCCAGGUCCACCCCCCCGGGCGGGGACUCCCCGAUGGCUUUCAGCUCGGACAUGACUACCGAUGAUACUGCGGCCCCGACGGCGGCCACCUCUCCCUCGUCCGCUGCUGUCCAUGAGCAAGGGGACAAUGAGGAGGAUGCUGCGCGCGCGGAAGACGACAGCGACAGCGACAGCGAUUCCGAGGAGGACUUCACUUGGUCCGCCCCCACCCCGGCGCGUCCGCGACGGCCGAAGUACCAUCCAAGUGACAACGAGUCGGACGACGACGACGACGACGACGACGAUAGUGGCCACCACCGCAGCAUCCUGGAUGGGGCGCGCGAAUAUGACCGGACCGAGACCGCCCGUCUGGACAUGCUCCAAACGAUUGAGGAUGUACCUGGCGCACUUCCCCCACUUCCUUCCCCCCGCCCCCCAUUUGCUGCCUUGCCUGUCUCUGACCUGAGUCUGCAUUUGCCCCAGCAACUGAUCCGGCUUCUGGAGGUGGCUGGCGAUGCGGCCGACGAGCUCGGCGGCAAUCUCGACACCCUGCGAGACGCCUCAUCGUUGGACCAUGCCAAUGACCACCUGCCCGACUAUAUGGACGCCUUGUCCCAGUACCUGAUCAACAUUCAGGGGGCCGAGCCUCUCCUGCGUGAGUUCCUCGGCCUGGUUGAUUCGAUAGAGAGCCAGACCAAGGUUGCCAUCCUGACAGCGGCCACAGCGGAGGCCCCCUUCCAAGCCAACUCCUACCUUGAGGAGAAGACCUACGAGCUGCAGGCCAUUACCGCUUCGCUCGGGCGCCAGGAACUGGAUAAGCUCCUGGACAAGAUUGACCGGACCCUGUUUGAUCAUUACACGCAGAAGACUGGGUCUGAGUGAAAUAGACGGACCGAUCGGGAGAUCUCCCAACCCUUCAUCUACACUGGUAUAUUGCCGCGCGCGCGCGCGCGCGCGCGUG
This is a messenger RNA of Fonticula alba, 1371 nucleotides long. RefSeq lists its product as hypothetical. The coding region runs from base 72 to 1292 and encodes 406 amino acids. NCBI's taxonomy places the organism in Eukaryota, Rotosphaerida, Fonticulaceae. The record is from RefSeq and is a predicted model, not a curated record. The transcript has 4 exons.